Talaromyces rugulosus is the source of this 1005-nucleotide messenger RNA. RefSeq lists its product as uncharacterized. The coding region runs from base 1 to 1005 and encodes 334 amino acids. The record is from RefSeq and is a predicted model, not a curated record. Lineage: Eukaryota; Fungi; Ascomycota; Eurotiomycetes; Eurotiales; Trichocomaceae. Gene Ontology annotation, molecular function: catalytic activity. The transcript has a single exon.
AUGGAGGGGUUCCAACGAAAGGAGCUCGUCACGUCGCGCUCGCUCAAAUAUACGUAUUUUGUCUCCUCUGACGGUGAAUCAACCGAGACGAUUCCUGCACUAUUUUUUAUUCAUGGAUUUCCCGACUCGGCGUAUCUCUGGAAUGAUGUGAUCGCCAAUUUUGGAAGCCUGCCAAACAAGAUAAUAGUCCCCGACUGCCUAGGGUAUGCUGGCACUGACAAGCCUGAGGAUACCAGACUAUACUCCUAUGACGGUCAGGCGGAUGAUCUAGAGGACAUUCUCAAGAACGAGAAUGUGAAACAUACAGUUAUCAUCGGACAUGACUGGGGGAGUGUUAUCACCCAACGAACCUAUCUCCACAAGAGACACCUCUUCAGGGGUGUGAUCCUCGUCAAUACGGGCUAUAUGGUUCCAUCCGAUAAGCCAUUUAAUCUCGCGGCCGCCAACAAAAUCUCCCAAGAAGGGCUAGGAUACCCUCAAUUUGCAUACUGGGAAUUCUUUUUGGCCGCUGACGCUGCCGAGAUUCUGGACGGGAAUCUAGAGAGAAUCUGGCAAGUCAUGCAUGGAGAUGUUGAGCACUGGAUGCAAAAGUUAUUCUGUGUGACCGGUGCGAUGCGUAACUUUAUAAUAGGCAACAAGCAAGUCCCAUUGAAAGAAUAUGCGAACAAACUCCAUUGGAAAGGUCAUUUUCUCCACCAGUUCAAGACUGAUGGGUUCGCGUCCGCCUUGCAGAUGUACAAAGCUACUGCGUUCAACAUACAGCUCAAGUCAGACUCCGCCAUCGCCAGUGGAAGUUUGAAAGUCGACGUGCCAAUUCUAUUCGUCGCCUGCACCGACGAUGCUGUCUGUGUGCCAGAUAUGAUGACUCCAGCCAAGGAGCAAGGUCUUGUGCCCAAGCUAAAGCAAGUUACAAUUGAUGCCGGGCACUGGUUGCCAAUGGAGAAACCAGCCGAACUUGCAUUCCACAUUAAAGAAUUUUUGGCUGGGAUAGGCUCCUCUAAUUGA